Messenger RNA from Procambarus clarkii (red swamp crayfish), 726 nucleotides. Lineage: Eukaryota; Metazoa; Arthropoda; Malacostraca; Decapoda; Cambaridae. The record is from RefSeq and is a predicted model, not a curated record.
CUUUACAAGAAAUCUUAAUUUCAGAUCCCGAUGUUCAUAUGGCCCUUGGCAUAGACGUCACCAAUAAAACAUCAAUAGAAUCUGUUAUCAAAUCGGCCUUUGAUAAGUUCCAAACUCCCCCUUGCCUCAUAGCCAAUGCUGCCGGUAUCACACGAGAUAACUUUCUGCUUCAGAUGGAUGAGCAAGCAUUCAUGGAUGUUUUAGAUGUGAAUGUCAAGGGUACUUUUCUGGUUACUCAGGUAGCUACAACAGCUCUUCUAGAACAUGAUCUGACUUCAGGUUCUAUUGUAAACUUUUCCAGCAUUGUAGGGAAGACUGGGAACAUCGGCCAAUGUAAUUACAGUGCCAGCAAAGCAGCAGUACAAGCCUUGACUAAGUCAUCUGCAUUGGAAUUAGCAAGAGUGGGUGUUCGUGUGAACUGUGUGCUUCCUGGAUUCACCAACACUUCAAUGGUAGAAACUGUGCCAGAAAAAGUGAAGAACAAGCUAUUGAAACUUACUCCACUCAAUAGACUAGCACAACCUGAAGAGAUUGCUGAGGUUGUAGCAUUUUUACUCUCCGAGAAAAGUAGCUUCAUGACGGGUGCCUGCGUCGAGGUGACAGGGGGACUUGCAAUGUGAGUGAUACAGAGGCAAAAGGAUAAUUUUUUUUUAAUGGGGAUUUUAUGUGUAUAUAUAAUACUCCUCAUGUCAUUCAUAUUAUAUCAUUAAAGAAAAUGUAAACAAA